CUCAGCCUCCGCCUGCUCCUUCAACGCCGCCCGCGGCAGGACGGGGCCCCGUGACGUCACUCCCAGCCCAGCCAAUGAGCAUCCAGGAGGCCCGGCCGGCUGUGACCCCCCCCCGAGGACCCCCGGAGCUGCAACACCCAGUCCAUGAGGGCCCCGCGCACAGGUGGCCGGCGCAGGGAUGGCUCCGGUCGUGGAGGUGUCGGACGCCGGGCACUGCCGGGCGCUGCUGCUGGAGCUGAACGAGCAGCGCCUGCGGGGACAGUUCUGCGACGUCACCAUCAUCGCCGAGGACACCAAAUUCCGCGCCCAUAAGAACGUCCUGGCCGCCUCCAGCCCCUUCUUCAAGCGGGCGCUGGCCCAGGAGCCCACCUGCCCCUCGCCCGCCCAGGUGCUGGAGCUGCCGGGCGUCCAGGCCGGCGUCUUCUCCGACGUCCUCAACUUCAUCUACAACUCGCGCCUGGCCGUGCCCUCGCCGGCGGCCGCGCGGGCGCUGGGGGCCGUGGGCCGGCGCCUCGGCAUCCCCUCGCUGCAGGGCCUGGAGGCCGGGCCGCCCGCUCCUCCUCCUCCUCCUCCUCCUCCUCCUCCUCCUCCUCCUCCUCCUCCUCCUCCUCCUGCUCCUGCUCCUCCAGCACCGCGGGACAUGAACGGCACCUGGAGCCCCCCGGCGCCCGCGGCCGAGCUCACCUGCGGGGCACAGGAGGGCGAGGAGGUGGCACCGUCGUCGUCGCCGUCGCUGCGGUGCGGGCUGUGCGGGCGCGGCUUCGGCUCGGCGGCGGCGCUGGGCUUCCACGCCAAGCUGCACCGCGGGCGCCGCGGGCUGUGCUGCCGGCACUGCGGCAAGAGCUUCAUCCACGUCAAGCGCCUGCAGACGCACGAGGUCGGCUGUCGCGACGGCGACGGGGAGGGGGACGGCGACGCCGCCGGCACCGCCAGCACGGAUGUCACCGUCGCCGGCGGCGCCGCCGCCGUCGCCGCGACCGGCCCGGCGGCGUCGGCGCCGAGGGCGGCCAAGAAGGCGCUGCUGCUGCGGCACCGCGCGCUGGAGCCGGGCGCGGAGCAGGAGCCGCUGGUCAAGGUGGUGGACGGGCAGGUGCUGUACCUGUGCGGGGUGUGCCAGCGCUCCUACAUGACCCUGUCCAGCCUGAAGCGCCACGCCAACGUCCACUCGUGGCGCCGCAAGUACCCGUGCCGCUACUGCGACAAGGUGUUCGCGCUGGCCGAGUACCGCACCAAGCACGAGGUGUGGCACACGGGCGAGCGCCGCUACCAGUGCAUCUUCUGCUGGGACACCUUCGUCACCUACUACAACCUCAAGACGCACCAAAAAGCCUUCCACGGCAUCAGCCCGGGGCUCAUCGCCUCCGAGAAGACGCCCAACGGCGGCUACCGGCCCAAGCUCAACGCGCUCAAGCUCUACCGCCUGCUGCCCAUGCGGGCCAACAAGCGGCCCUACAAGACCUACAGCCAGGGCGCCGUGCCCGACGGGGCCGCGCCGGCGCCGGCGACCGCGCCGGGGGACGCCGGGGUCACCGCAUUUCCUCCGGCGGCACCGCCGCGGCCGGAGCCCGCCUCGGUCAUCGCCUUCGGCCGCGCGGCGCCGCCCUCGGUCAUCGUACGAGGCGGCGGCCUCGGCGCCGCCUCGUACAUCUCCUACAACUUCCGGGCGGGCGAGGAGGCGCCGGGAGCGGCCGAGGCGCCGGCGGCGGCGCCGGUGACGCCGGCGGUGCCCAUCAAGAAGCAGGUGCUGCGCGAGUACAUCGAGGCGCAGCGCGCCGCCGCCGAGGAGGGCGCGACCGCCGCCGCCGCCGCCGCCGCCGCGCCCCAGAACGGCUCCGGCGGCGGCCGCACCAUGACCUACGUGGCCAAGCCGGCCUACGCGGGCUCGGCGGGCGAGGGGCUGUGCCAGAUCACCGUGCGCAUCGGCGAGGAGGCCAUCGUCAAGCGCCGCAUCUCCGGCACCGACCUGCGCGGCGACGGCGCCGGGGAGCGCCGCGGCGACAACGACAGCGACGCCGAGGACCGGCUCUGGCGGCCCUACUACUCCUACAAGCCCAAGAGGAAGACGGGCGGCGCU
Molecule: messenger RNA, 2074 nt
Organism: Serinus canaria (Common canary)
Lineage: Eukaryota; Metazoa; Chordata; Aves; Passeriformes; Fringillidae
Product: zinc finger and BTB domain-containing protein 4-like
Exons: 3
Biological process (GO): regulation of transcription by RNA polymerase II
Cellular component (GO): nucleus
Molecular function (GO): RNA polymerase II cis-regulatory region sequence-specific DNA binding; DNA-binding transcription factor activity, RNA polymerase II-specific; protein binding
Source: RefSeq, a predicted model, not a curated record